Colletotrichum truncatum is the source of this 549-nucleotide messenger RNA. RefSeq lists its product as uncharacterized. The record is from RefSeq and is a predicted model, not a curated record. NCBI's taxonomy places the organism in Eukaryota, Fungi, Ascomycota, Sordariomycetes, Glomerellales, Glomerellaceae.
AUGUCUUCCACAGUCUCAGCAACCGGCACAUCUGCUGCCGCGACGCCAUCCUCGACCUCAAUCUGCUCCUCAAACCUCUACGAUACCCCCGUCCAAGACCGCGUAUGCGCGAUGCCCUACGGUGGCAACCACACCGAGAUCAUGUCAAACUGCUGCAAAGACGCCGAUGUCGUCGCCUACUACGAUAACUGUGGGCUCUACUGCCUCGCCCUCGACCAAUCCAUCAAGGACCUCCAGGACUGCCUGUUUGAGCAGGGCGCAGGCUACACCGAGGUCUUCUGCCGUGACAACGGAAACGUCAAUGCUUCCGCCACAGCGACCGGAAACUCGCCGCCUCCCUCGAGCGCACAGGCGAGUAUCGUCGCGUCUGGCGGUUCCGGUAGUGGUGACGGUGACAGCAGCGCCAUCGGAAGCGGGAGCUCCUCCAGCUCGACAUCCUCGCCGAACGCUGCCGCUGGCGUGCACGUUCCCGCCGGUGUCAGCACCCUGGGCCUGACCAUCGGCGCUCUGCUCCUCUCUGCCGCUACUUUCGGUGCUCUCCAGAUCUAA